Molecule: messenger RNA, 1284 nt
Organism: Candidula unifasciata
Lineage: Eukaryota; Metazoa; Mollusca; Gastropoda; Stylommatophora; Geomitridae
Source: the annotation of a GenBank genome assembly
AUGGCAGAGGUUGAGAUAAAAGCUUCAGAGGAAAAAGAAGGAAAAAUAAUGCCUGUGAACACUCAGGUAAUUCCAGAAGGUUCUGAUGUUUCUGCAGCUGUAACCUGCAAUGAAAGAGAAGGGCAAGAGAAUGACACCACAGGAGAAGGCAAAAAACAAGAUGAGAUCCAACCAAAGGAGCAAGAGCUUCCUGAACUUAUAAGGCACAAGCAUGAAAGUAAGAGAAUGAUGCCUUGUCUGCCUUCUAUCAACCUCCUUGAGCUGACAACAAUUCUUCGCGAUCCUAACAUGCCAUCUCAGAAGAUCCUGAAAGAAGUAGCAGACAAGAUCAUGACCAGAAGUGAAGAAAGUGAAAGUGAUGAUGGUUCUGUGAGUAGUGGUGGUGGUGUUGUUGGAAUGAAAGGCCUGCUAGACUGUAUUUUUGAAGUGAGCUACAUGCAUGAGGAUUCUGACAUUUCUGAUGAUGAUGACUCAUUUGAGAGAAUUCCCAGACAGAUACCCUGCACCUUCUGCAACAAGAUUUUUGGAAGCACCAUGACUUGGAAUACUCAUGUUCUAGUUGCCCAUCCACAGCAGGAGCAUUCAGUGCACAACAUCAGGAAAACAUCAGUGAGUGAGUCUGAAAGGAAAGAGAAAGGUCAUCCUCACAGAAAGCAUCUUAGAAGCUCUUCUAAAUCCGAAUGUGAUGCAAGCAAUAUAAAAGCCUAUUAUACAUCUGCAGCAAAUAAGAAACAGGCCAGUGGUGAAGAAAAUGUGCCAGUCCGCAAAAGACAUUCAUCAUUUUCAAAAUCUCAGCACAGAGAGGUACGUAAGUGGGACAGUAAACAUCAGCCAUCCUCAGGUCAGUUGAAAAAUGAAUCACCAUCAAGCGGUAUAUCUUCUUGUGAGUUGAUGCACAGAGAUAAAGAAAUUGCUACAGUUGAGCAUCAGAGUGAAUCAACUGAAGGUGAAGUUAACACUGGCGCAGCUUCUGAGGCUCUUGAUAAAGUCAGUGCAGUUGAAUCAGCGGGUAAAUCAGCCAAAGCUAGUUCUCAGCAGCAAGGCACUGACAACACUUGCUUGAAUCAGUCUAGCUCAGAAAUGAAAGAUGAUACAGAACUGCCACAGAGUAGUGGAUCUGCCUCAGGUACUCAUAUUCCCGUUAACUCUUCAGAACAUGCAGCUGCUUUGAGCUCACACUCUAAGUGUGGUCAGAAGAGAAGAACAACACCAGAACUUCCAGAAUCUACCUCUGUGUCUUCUUUAAGCUCGAAGCGUUCCAGAAAAACUAUUGCUAAGGAUUAG